Molecule: messenger RNA, 858 nt
Organism: Drosophila kikkawai
Lineage: Eukaryota; Metazoa; Arthropoda; Insecta; Diptera; Drosophilidae
Source: RefSeq, a predicted model, not a curated record
AUGUCAUGCAAAGGCAACCAAUAUAAACUAGACACAAAGAUUUCAGAGCUUUUACAAGCGACACAAACACCUAGCCCAUAAACCAAAUUAAUUAUAUUCUAAAAUAUAACAAAAUAAUCCCCAAGUUUAGCUAAAUUUUGUGUGAAGAAAACAUGUCAGAGGGACCGAUGUCUUUCAUGCACCUAGACAUGCUGGCCGAUAUACUACAUCAUGAUUUGAGGGAAAUGGCAUCGGAUUUCGAGAUCAAGAGUCAGUUUUGUAAAGAACAGGAGCAGAAGUGCCUAGACAACGCUAUAAAUCUUCUCUCAGUGGACCAGUUGCUGGGCUCCCUGAACUGCUGCAUGCUAAAGCUGGAAAUGGACCUAAAUGAGAACGAGACCAACCUGAUUGAGGCGGAGAAGACCGUCUCCCGACUGGAGAGGAAUUGUCAAAUAAACUCCAAGAAUCCAUCGCCUCGAGUUUACCCUUUGGCUCGUGCCACCUACGAGGACCUUCUCGAACAGCUUUUGGCCACCGAAAAAACAGCUGUUCAAUUCAACAAUAUUAAAAACGAGAUCGAGGCCUUUCACCAGGAGUCUGUAGAGAAACUAGCUCCUGGGAGUGUGAUAACUAAGCUCAUAAGCUACCACACUUCCACCCUGGAGUCAAUGGAAAAACAGAUUCAAGAUUUGGAGACCCAUGUUAAUCAACUCCAAAGCGAGUUCGAGCGGCUGAUGGAGGACAAGAAAUGCACCGCCAAGUGCCCCUGCCAACCGACUGGAAAUUAUGAGCCGAUGGACACCUCUUAGAUGUACAAAACUCUAGGCAUGUAAUCUGACGUUUGGUAACACAAUAUAUAUCCAAUAUAUUCUAAAUGCA